AUGAAAGGCCUGUUUAUCGUCACACGAUACCUACCCUUCAUCUUUCUCGUCGCAGAUCUAUAUAUGUACUUUAUCCCGGAUGAGAACCCAGGUGUAUGUGAUGCGGUGGAGAGUUAUGAGAACGACAAACUUACUGCAUUGUUUCCCCAGAAAUGCCGGGUGUUGGAAAAUAUUCAAGCAGGUCUUGCCAUAGUAUUAUUCACUUUUUCUGAGACAAUUGUGCUUUGGAAUAACAAUAGAAUUUUGCGUGCAGCCACGGUGUGCGCCUCUAUCGUGAGUUCCCAGUCCACUCACUAUACCCAAGCUAAUGGGAGAUGCAUCAGCCAGACUGUUCUCGUAGCAUCCCUCUGCACUGUCUUCACCACUGACAUCCCUUCAGCAUAUGAGACUAGCGCGAUCCAGGGCAUCUCAGGGUGCUACCAAAGUGCAAGUCGUUACCAACUCUCCAUACCAUAUCUUCUCCUUUCCGUAUUCGCACUGGGGCUCAUGAUACUCACGCUCAUACGCGCCCUGCAGGACUGGCGGAUAAACUCAGGCCGGCUGUACGUUACCCUGGUAAAGCAUAACAUAUCCUAUUAUGCAUGUGCUUUUCUGUUGUCGGCAACGAACGUUAUCACAUCGCUGUUCCUCCAGUACUCCUACCAGAUCAUCUUGUAUGAUCUCCAGUUCGUGAUGCUUCCAAUCCUUGCCACCCGCAUGCACCUCCAUCUCUGGCAGGUAGACCAACAUGCACGCAAUUCUGGGACCAUCACGAGCAUUCCAUUGUCCGAUAUGUCAUUUGUAGAUUUCACCAAUGAUGUCUGA
Messenger RNA from Suillus bovinus, 804 nucleotides. RefSeq lists its product as uncharacterized. The transcript has 9 exons. The record is from RefSeq and is a predicted model, not a curated record. The coding region runs from base 1 to 804 and encodes 267 amino acids. Lineage: Eukaryota; Fungi; Basidiomycota; Agaricomycetes; Boletales; Suillaceae.